AUGCUGAGCAAUGGGGGCGCGGGGCACGACGGGAGUUGUAGGCACCCCUACAAUGGCGGCCUAGGGAGCCGCGGGGCACGACGGGAGUUGCAGGAGCCGCUGGAGGAGGAGCCGGGAAAGGGACCCGGAGAGACCCCGGCCAAGGAGGCCUCGCCCAGCGCCCCCGGGAAGAGGCCGCCCGGGCGCUUCCCGCAGCAGCGCCGCAAGAAGAGGAGGGAGGGGGGGGAGGGGCCCGAGACGCCCCCCCCGAGACAGAACUCGUUCGUGAUCCGCCUCUUUGACCGCAGCGUGGAGCUGGGGCAGUUCCCGGCCGGGACCCCCCUGUACCCCGUGUGCCGCGCCUGGAUCGGGCACAGCCCCGCGCCCGCGCCCGCCCCCGAGCAGGUCCGUCCAUACCGGUGGCGGGAGGCGGCGCAGCGGCAGCAGCAGCGCUACGGGCCCAGCCUGCGCCUGCUGCGCCUCAUCUACGAGCGGCAGUGA
This is a messenger RNA of Lonchura striata (white-rumped munia), 480 nucleotides long. Lineage: Eukaryota; Metazoa; Chordata; Aves; Passeriformes; Estrildidae. The record is from RefSeq and is a predicted model, not a curated record.